AUGGUAACUGAAGCAAAGUCCAAUUCUUUGGGAGAAAUUCUUCUAUUUGGGAAUAAGGAGCGACUCAAAGUUGGACCACACAUUGAAGAUAUAUAUUUGAAUUACCGUGUCAAAAUGCUAGUUGAGUGCUUGGGGCCAGUGACUGGUUGGAGUAUUUGCUUCGCUUCAAUGAUAGGUUUUCUUGAAGAUUGUGUUUCUCAUUACCAUAUUUUCUUGGAAAAUGAGUUGAGCAAUGAGAAAGAACAUGAGGGUGAUAGUGAAAUGAAAGAGAAAGAAUGCAGAACUGACACUCAAGUUAUCAAAGGGAAGUGUAAAUCAUUUGUUGAAUUUUUCAGAGAUAGCUUUGUUUCUACUGCAUUACCGCUAAGACGUUGCAUUUUUACCUUCUGUACCCAUAUAGCCAAAAAUUACUUUUUGGCACAUACUUUCCAAAACAUGAUUUCGCUCAUAGGAUUAUUUGAUUCCAUUGAAUCAUUAUUGUUGCAUGGUGAUUUUGGUUCUGAAGCAUUGGAACACCUUUGCUCUUGUUCAGAAGUUGAAGAUGUGCCAGAGUCAUUUGUAGAUAACUCAUUUCUGCUGUGCAUGAAGAGAAAAGAAUGCCUUUCAGUAUUACGUACUCUACAGGAUUCUCUUAGUGGACUUGACCUUCCAAAUUUUAGGAAUGGAGAAGCUCUAAUGGAAUUCUGUUUUCAAAGAGCUUCCUUAAUUUUUUGCACUGCGUCGAGUUCGUAUAUGCUGCAUAGAUUGGCAAUGGAGCCACUGACCAUUGUUGUUAUUGAUGAAGCUGCACAAUUGAAAGAGUGUGAAUCAACAAUACCCCUGCAACUUCCAGGUGUGAAGCAUGCUGUUCUUGUUGGUGAUGAAUGUCAGUUACCAGCUACGGUGAACAGCAAUGUUUCUGUUGAGGCUGGUUUUUCAAGAAGCUUGUUUGAGAGGUUGAGCUCAAUGGGACACUCAAAACACCUUCUGAAUAUGCAAUACAGAAUGCAUCCCUCAAUAAGUUUGUUCCCAAAUACAAAUUUCUAUAACAACCAGAUCCUAGACGCUCCAAAUGUUAAAAAAAGAAGCCACGAGAAACACUAUCUUCCAGGGUCAAUGUAUGGUCCCUUUUCUUUUAUAAAUGUAAUUGAUGGAAGAGAGGAGAAGGAUGAGGAUGGACGUAGUAGAAAGAAUAUGGUCGAGGUUGCUAUUAUUCUGAAAAUACUGCGGAAGCUGUACAAAGAAUGGAUUGUUUCAAAACAGAAACUCAGUAUUGGGGUGGUAUCACCGUAUGCUGCUCAAGUAGUUGCAGUUCAGGACAAACUUCGACAGAGGUAUGACAAGAUUGAUGGCUUUACUGUGAAGGUGAAGACGGUUGAUGGGUUCCAGGGUGGGGAAGAUGACAUAAUUAUUGUCUCCACUGUACGAUCUACUAUUCAUCAAUCCAUUGAUUUUAUAUCAAAACCGCAACGAGUUAAUGUCGCUCUUACAAGGGCUAGGCAUUGCCUUUGGAUUCUGGGAAAUGAAAGAACUCUAUCUGAUAGGGAAUCUGUUUGGAAGGCCUUGGUCCUUGAUGCCAAACGUCGUCAAUGCUUCUUUAAUGCUGAUGAAGACAAGGAUUUGGCCGGGGCCAUAUUAGAGGUGAAGAAAGAAUUCGGCCAAUUUGAUGAUUUGCUUAAUCCUGACAGCAUAUUUUUUAGAAGUUCUAGAUGGAAGGUACUUUUCAGUGAUAACUUUCUGAAGUCAUUCAAAAAGCUGAAGUCAAUCCGUUUAAAGAAGUCUGUAUUAAAUCUUCUGCUGAAGCUUUCCACUGGUUGGAGACCUAAGAAGCCAAAUGUAGGGACAAUUUGUGGAAGCUAUUCACAUAUCUUGAGGAAAUAUAUGGUUGAAGGUCAUUACAUUGUUUGCACAACUGAUAUUGCAAAGGAUGUGAAAUACAUUCAAAUAUUGAAGGUUUGGGACUUAUUGCCUCUAGAGGAUAUUCCAAAAUUGGUAAACCGUCUAGAGAGUAUUUUGAAAAGAUAUACAGAUGAUUUUAUCAACCGGUGCAAGGAGAAAUGUCUUGAGAGUGAUUUGGAAGUUCCCAAGAGCUGGCCACCCUCUUUGGACAUUGUACGAUUCAAGGAUCUUAGCAUCACUGAAAACCAGAGUGAUUUAGUUGGUGAUAAUGAUUCUGACGGUAGAAGUUAUGUUGAGAAUUCACAGGUCAGCGAGAGUUUGUUGCUCAUGAAAUUUUACUCCUUGUCAUCUGGUGUAGUAAACCACUUGCUGUCUGACCGUGAGGGUAGAGAGUUGGAUCUUCCGUUCGAAGUCACUGACCAGGAAAUGGAGAUUAUUCUUUAUCGUAAAAGUAGCUUUAUAGUUGGACGGUCAGGAACCGGGAAGACCACGGUUUUAACCAUGAAAUUGUUUCAGAAUGAACAAUGUUACCAAUUGGCUGUGCAAGGAUGCCUUAGUAGUCAAAAUAGAAUGGUUGAACAGAGUUCUUCAGCUACUAAGGGAAGAAAUCUACACCAGCUUUUUGUGACCGUCAGUCCUAAACUGUGUUUUGCCAUCAAGCAGCAUGUUUUAAACUUAAAAAGUUUUGCAUGUGGUGGAAGUGAUUCAACUGAAAAGAGUUUGAUUGAUAUGGCUGAUUUUGAUGAGGAGGAAGCCCAAUUCAAGGAUAUCAAGGAUUCAUUUCAUCAUAUUCCUCCCAAUUCUUACCCUCUUGUCAUAACAUUCCAUAAGUUCUUGAUGAUGCUUGAUGGAACACUGGGGAACUCAUACUUUGAAAGAUUCCUUGAUGCAACAAAACUUACACACGGUCGAUUGCAAAGUUCAAGAUCAGUUGCUUUGCAGACCUUUAUAAGGACAAAGGAGGUUAAGUAUGAGAGAUUCAGUUCAUCUUACUGGCCCCAUUUUAAUAUCCAGUUAACAAAGAAGCUCGAUGCUUCAAGAGUCUUUAUAGAGAUAAUAUCUCAUAUUAAAGGUGGUUUGGGAGCCAUGGAUGCAGGUGAUGGUAAACUCAAUCGCGACGACUAUGUUCAAUUGUCAGAGGGCCGGGGUUCCAAUUUAAGCAAGCAAAAGAGAGAAGAAAUAUACGAUAUAUUUCAGGCUUAUGAAAAAAUGAAGAUGGAAAAUGGUGAAUUUGAUCUGGCUGAUUUUGUAAUUGAUCUUCACCGUCGUCUCAGGCAUGAAAAAUAUGGGGGUGAUCAAAUGGACUUUGUUUAUAUUGAUGAGGUCCAAGAUCUCACAAUGAGUCAAAUUGCUCUGUUUAAACAUAUGUGCAUCAACAAUAUUGAUGAGGGUUUUAUUUUUUCUGGGGAUACAGCACAAACAAUUGCUAGGGGUAUUGAUUUUCGGUUCCAAGAUAUACGACAUUUGUUCCACAAGAAGUUUGUGUUGGAAGCAAGAAGCAAUAAGCUUGAAGAAAGAAAAGAAAAGGGACAAAUUUCAAAAAUGUUUCAUUUGACUCAAAAUUUCCGUACCCAUGCUGGUAUACUAAAGUUAUCACAGAGCAUUAUUGAACUGAUUUAUCAUUUUUUUCCCCACUCUAUUGAUGUUUUAGACCCUGAAACCAGUCUUAUUUAUGGGGAAGCUCCAGUUUUGCUUGAAUCUGGAGAAAAUGAAAAUGCAAUCAUAAAAAUAUUUGGAAAUAGUGCAACUGGUACCGGAAACAUAGUUGGCUUUGGUGCAGAGCAGGUUAUUUUGGUGCGAGAUGAUGGUGCCAGGAAAGAUGUUUCCAUGUUUGUGGGGAAGCAUGCUCUUGUCCUCACCAUUGUGGAGUGCAAGGGCCUUGAGUUCCAGGACGUACUCUUGUACAACUUUUUUGGAUCAUCACCACUGAAAAACCAAUGGAGGGUCAUAUAUGAUUACAUGAAGGAACGAGAUUUACUUGACUCAACAUUACCAAAGGGCUUUCCAAGUUUCAAUGAAGCUAGGCACAACAUCCUGUGCUCUGAAUUGAAGCAAUUAUAUGUUGCUGUUACUCGUACGAGACAGAGAUUGUGGGUUUGUGAGAAUGUAGAAGAGCUCUCCAAACCAAUGUUUGACUAUUGGAAGAAGAAAUGUCUUGUACAAGUUAGGCAACUGGAUGAUUCACUCGCACAAGCAAUGCAAGUUGCAAGCAGUCCAGAGGAGUGGAAAUCACGGGGAAUUAAGCUAUAUCAUGAACAUAACUAUGAAAUGGCCACAAUGUGUUUUGAGAGAGGUGGUGAUACAUAUUGGGAAAGAAGGUCUAAAGCUGCCGGCCUUAAAGCUAUCGCUGACCGUAUGCGAACUUCAAAUCUUGAAGAGGCCAAUUCCAUUCUUAGGGAAGCUGCUGAAAUAUUUGAUGCUAUAGGCAAGGCAGAUUCCGCUGCGAGAUGCUUUUCUGAUUUGGGCGAAUAUGAGAGAGCAGCUAGGAUUUAUUUGGAUAAAUGUGGCGUGCCUGAUCUGGAAAGAGCUGGGGAAUGUUUUUCUCUAGCUGGAUGCUAUAAAGAUGCUGCGGAUGUGUAUGCUAGGGGCAAUUAUUUCUUCGAGUGUCUCACUGUUUGUUCCAAAGGAAAACUGUUUCAAAUGGGUUUACAAUACAUCAAGUAUUGGAAACAGCAUGCAAUAGAGGACGGCGUUGUUGCCAGAAGAGGUGAAGGAAUAGAUAAAAUUGAACAAGAAUAUCUGGAGAGCUGCGCAUCCCACUAUUAUGAGUUGAAAGAUAACAGAUCCAUGAUGAACUUUGUUAAAGCGUUUCAUUCGAUUGUUUUGAUGCGGAACUUUUUGAAGAAGUUGGGUCUCCUUGAUGAGCUUCUUUUGUUGGAAGAAGAAUUUGGAAACUAUCUUGAAGCUGCAGACAUUGCGAAGCUGAAAGGCGAUAUUCUACUCGAAGCUGGUUUCCUUGGAAAGGCAGGCAAGUUCAAAGAAGCAUCAUUACACAUUCUAUUCUAUGUGCUUGCAAAUUCUCUUUGGUCACAUGGCAGAAAGGGCUGGCCCAUACAACAGUUUUCACAAAAGGAGGAGCAUUUAUCAAAAGCCAAGUCAUUUGCUAAGAAUGAAACAGAAAGCUUUUAUGAGCUUGUUUGCACUGAGAUUGACAUUUUGUUAAAUGAGCAGAGUAACUUGGCCUUCAUAAAAAAUUAUAUGAAUCUAUAUCAUGAACAUAACUAUGAAAUGGCCACAAUGUGUUUUGAGAGAGGUGGUGAUACAUAUUGGGAAAGAAGGUCUAAAGCUGCCGGCCUUAAAGCUAUCGCUGACCGUAUGCGAACUUCAAAUCUUGAAGAGGCCAAUUCCAUUCUUAGGGAAGCUGCUGAAAUAUUUGAUGCUAUAGGCAAGGCAGAUUCCGCUGCGAGAUGCUUUUCUGAUUUGGGCGAAUAUGAGAGAGCAGCUAGGAUUUAUUUGGAUAAAUGUGGCGUGCCUGAUCUGGAAAGAGCUGGGGAAUGUUUUUCUCUAGCUGGAUGCUAUAAAGAUGCUGCGGAUGUGUAUGCUAGGGGCAAUUAUUUCUUCGAGUGUCUCACUGUUUGUUCCAAAGGAAAACUGUUUCAAAUGGGUUUACAAUACAUCAAGUAUUGGAAACAGCAUGCAAUAGAGGACGGCGUUGUUGCCAGAAGAGGUGAAGGAAUAGAUAAAAUUGAACAAGAAUAUCUGGAGAGCUGCGCAUCCCACUAUUAUGAGUUGAAAGAUAACAGAUCCAUGAUGAACUUUGUUAAAGCGUUUCAUUCGAUUGUUUUGAUGCGGAACUUUUUGAAGAAGUUGGGUCUCCUUGAUGAGCUUCUUUUGUUGGAAGAAGAAUUUGGAAACUAUCUUGAAGCUGCAGACAUUGCGAAGCUGAAAGGCGAUAUUCUACUCGAAGCUGGUUUCCUUGGAAAGGCAGGCAAGUUCAAAGAAGCAUCAUUACACAUUCUAUUCUAUGUGCUUGCAAAUUCUCUUUGGUCACAUGGCAGAAAGGGCUGGCCCAUACAACAGUUUUCACAAAAGGAGGAGCAUUUAUCAAAAGCCAAGUCAUUUGCUAAGAAUGAAACAGAAAGCUUUUAUGAGCUUGUUUGCACUGAGGUUGACAUUUUGUUAAAUGAGCAGAGUAACUUGGCCUUCAUAAAAAAUUAUAUGAAUGUUUGUCAGAGGCAUAAGAGUACUAGAGGUGAAUUAUUAUCUGCUCGAAAAAUAUUGGAUGCUCAUAUUUCUUCAAGCGCCAAUAAGUAUGUGUGGGAAAAGGAUUUGGUUGAUGGGGAUCUGAUAAUGUGUUCAGAAGGAAGAAUAUCUGAAAAUCAGGUAUCUAUAGAUUCAUUGAUAUAUUUCUGGAUUUUUUGGAAGGAUAAAAUUGCUUUCAUAAUUGAAUAUCUCGGAUGCCUUGAAAACCAAGAUCCUAAUGAUUACAGAAGGUACGGAGAGCUUUGUUUGGAUUACUUAGGAGUGUGGAGGUUGUAUCAUAAUUUUACUCCAGUUUAUGUCUUACUCAUAUCUGAUGCUGAUUGGGUUCGAGGUCUGGACAAAAGACAUUUUAGAAAUCAUGGGAAGUUGGUCUCCAUUAGUGUUCACCAGCUCGUCUCAGCUGCACGUAGUUAUUGGAGUUCAGAAAUGCUCUCUGUUGGCAUGAAAGUUUUGGAGAAGCUUGAAAAUCUUUACAAGUUUCCAAUAAAAAAUGCUGAUGAUGCAGUGUUCUGCCAAAGCAGGUGUCUUACCCAUAUUUGUGAGAUCUCAGAAUAUCUUUUGCAAUCAAAUUGUUUGAAGCUAAGGAAUCAAGAUACCGAGAGAUUGCAGAGAUGUGUAAAGUUUUCUACUGAUACUGUUGUUGCGAAUAUAUUUCCUUUGGAUUGGAGGAAUUCAUUGAGGGAGAAUAUGAUUGCUCUUAGAAGAACUGAUGCUUUAAAGAAUGUGCUGAAACAAGUAAUAGUUGAGCAUACCAGCUCGAAGAAGGUGCUGUCUUUUGGGCAGAUUGGAAGGCUUGCAAUGGUUAUUCUCGGGUCUGGUAAGCUGAAUAAUAGUGAACUAUACGAGAAGCUUGUGGUAAAACUGGACUGCCACCCGCCAUGGAAGGCUUUCAUUGAGAAUCUAUGUGAGAAUAUUGGCCCUGGAAACACCAGUGAAGAACCGAGAGAGGUGUCUAUAAUGUUGAAGUUGUAUGGAGCUUUAGUUGAUACUUAUAAUGCGAACUGGAGGGUGGUUCGUGAUUACAUAUCACCUGGUUGCUUUUUGUACCUUGUAGAGCGCCUUCUGAUUUCGGCAACUUGCUUUCAGGGUUAUGCUGUCACCACAAGCUCUUGCUUUGUUGAGUGGCUCAUGUACCAAGAGGAAGAUACCAACUUAAGUUCCAUAGUUGGUGGUGAUGUGCAACAAUCUUUAAUUGACAUCCUUCAUUUUGUGAUUUAUGUGGUUCAGGGGUGUCUUUUUAAUAAGGCGGAUAUGGUUGAAUGGAUUAAAAAGACCGACGCAAAUUGGAAGAACAAUUAUUCUCAACUCAUGUUGAGAUUUGUUGUCGUAUUAUGCUUGGUUUAUUUAAAUUUUGACAUGGGUCUAGAUGAACUCUAUGAUUUGCUGGGAAGGGACUAUAUCACUGAGCAGCUGCCGUGGGAAUUUUUUGACGCCCUUAAGAGUGGGAGGAGACACAAAUCUCUUAACAUAAAUACGAGGCUGCUAGCUGCAGCUUUUCAGAAGAUUGGUAAUACUUUGGUAAUUGCAAGUUUCGGGUCUGAUUGUUCAAGGUUCUUAUGUUCAGAUGUCAUCUUUGUUGACAUGAAGGCCAACCAUUCCAGGGAUUACAUUCUAAGAAAAUUGUUUCCUAAACGGCCACCUGUCCUGCAAGUUUCCCAAGCUACAUCUGUUGAAGCAGGAGGUAAUAAUUCUUUCAGUCGUGUGCUUCAUGCAACCAAUUCCAAUUAUGAGGAAGGGAAGAGUUCUAAGAUCCUGCCAUCGAACUCUGGUGUGGUGGAACCUUUUGAGCCUGGUGCUGUAUCUGAUAAGACGAGUGAUGAUGCCGCCGGGGGCAGAGACAGCCACAAUACAGAUGAGGAAUGUUGCAUAUCCAAAGAGUCAAAUCCAAAGUCUAAGCGAGCAGAUGCUAUGGCUUCUGGCAGUAAUGAAAUUGGAAACAAGGGGAAGAAAAAGGGCAAGAACAAGAAACCCAAGAAGAAAGGAGGCAAAAAGUAGCCAUCACAUGCGAAUAUAUUAUAAUUAUAUAUUUGCUAUGUGAAUGAAUCUUGUUAUGUAUGAAAUUGAUGGUUUUUAUGAUGUAUAUAAUAAUAAUACAUCAGACAAAUUAUCUUGUCUUAUGUAUGAACUUGAUGUUGUGAUGUCAUGUUAGUGAUGAUUCCUGGAUGAUGCAUGGGCUUAAAGCGGAGCUAUGUACAAAUUAAGAAGUAAAAUGAUUGAAGUGAAAGAUUUUGAUU
Prunus mume (Japanese apricot) is the source of this 8315-nucleotide messenger RNA. NCBI's taxonomy places the organism in Eukaryota, Viridiplantae, Streptophyta, Magnoliopsida, Rosales, Rosaceae. The record is from RefSeq and is a predicted model, not a curated record.